This is a messenger RNA of Plasmodium vivax (malaria parasite P. vivax), 3015 nucleotides long. RefSeq lists its product as hypothetical. The transcript has a single exon. The coding region runs from base 1 to 3015 and encodes 1004 amino acids. The record is from RefSeq and is a predicted model, not a curated record. Lineage: Eukaryota; Apicomplexa; Aconoidasida; Haemosporida; Plasmodiidae.
AUGAAGGAGAAACAUACCAUCGGGUUCAUUUGGGCCAUGGCCAAAAUUGUUAAUCUUUUGCAAAAGAACAAACUGAUGAGUGAGCAGGUGGUCCUACAUUGGAAGGUCCUCUUUAUAUACUUUGCACACAUGUAUAUGCGGCGCGCCAUCCAUUUGGGGGGCGCCAAAAGGAAUGAAGUGGACGAGCGGCAGUAUGUCUCCUCCGUCCUUUCGCUCCAAAUGGGGGAAGCCGACUUGGCGAAACUGACCACCUCAGCGUUUUGCAGCGCGAGCGGGUUUGCCAAGUGUUUGUUCGAGUGGAGAGGGGGCAGCCACGGGGGGGGACACCCCCGAAAAGGGGAACACCCAGAAGGGAAACACCACCCAGGAGGGGACCCCCCCCCGAAUGACCUCUUCCGAAUUUUCAGCUCCCCCUCCAUCAGCGAAAUGGUCACCUCCGUGCAGAGGUACAUCCUGCAGAGAAUUGAACCCCCCCCGUUGGACAUAAAGACCAUCCUGAACUUCCUCGAAAUGGCUAGCCGAAAUUGGGGGGUCAAAUUCAAAGGCGAGAUGAUCGAAGUGCUGCUGGGCAAGCUGGAGGCCCCCCCAAAUCAGAUCCGCAACUUUACCAUUUUCAAUUUAUGCCGAUUUUUAAACCUGACGGUGAAUUACGGCCUUCAGAGGGGCAGAACGGAAGAGGCACACCUUCCAGCCAUCAUCGACUUGCUGCUGCGCGGGCAGAGUCACCCUUUUGGCUUGCCCCCCCAGGGAGGUGCCCACGACGGUGGUGCCUACAACUGUGCUGCUUACCGGGGUGCUUACCGGGGUGCCCAUGAAGGAGGGGACAACCUCCUCGCUGCCAACACUUUGGCGAACCGGGAAAGGCUAAGCCCGUGCAGUACGUGGCUCCUCAACGCUGACGAACGGGAUUUGUCCUCCCUCGUGAGGGACUUCUCCAGAUUGGCCGUCCGGAAUAAUCAGCUGUACAGAUUGCUCGUUGAGUGUUUUCUCCUCAAAAUGGGUUGUGGGCGGUGUGGCGGUAACCGUGAGUUUGAGCGUGGAAACACCCACAAAGCGGAAAAACAGAAGAGGGGCACCCAGCACACUGCCACAAGCACGAACAUGGCAACCACGCAGGAGAUGCGAAACUGGGUGGACAUCCUGGUGGGGCUAGCCAAUGCCAACUACCACUACGAUCCCUUUGUUGAGCGUUUCAUUCAAAUGAUGGUCAUAAAAAGAGGAAGCCUCUUCUUCACCGUGAAAAACAUCCCCAAUGUGGUUCUUUCCUUGAGGAGCCUACUCUCCCUGGGGCACGACCAAAUGGACACACUGUCCCACUUUUUCAAUUUCAUAAGCCGCAAUUUUAGGCAUGUGCAGAUGAAGCAGCUGAUAAUGAUUUUUUAUUCAACGUAUUGCCACAUUGUGCAGAGGUACAACCUGGCGGGGGCGAAAUACGUCGGGGCUGGCAAUUUGCUUUUCUCCGUGGAGGGGGGAGGCGGCGGUGAGGAAGUGGGCACAGAAGUGGGUGCGCAACUCAGCGUAGCGGUAGGUGCGGGGGGAGACCCAGGUGGACCCCCAUUUUGCGGGCGGGAGGACCCCCUGACCGACAUGUCACCCCAACGCACACCACACAGACUAACCAGCAGCGAUGCGCAUGGCCCAUCCCCACGUGAACAACUCGAAGCAGCCAGGGCACACCUGUUCCAACACCUGCACAAAUUGGAAGGAGCCAUAUUCCACAGAAGGCACGAAAUCGACUCCAUGCAGGGGUUGGUUAAUUUUUUCCUCGCCCUCUCCUGCACCAUAAACACAUUAUCGGUUGAACGGUACCACUUUUUUUACCAGUCAUUUUGGCGGAUACUAAAGGGGGAGGUGGAAGCGGACGGGAAAAUUGCAUCAGGGCGAAAUGUAGAGGACACGAUAAAGGCCCAAACGGUUGUUCAGAUCUGCCUGCUACAUUACAAAAACAACGUGGUGCACAAAACCCUUCUGUCGUAUUUGCUCUCCAUUCUGGAGACCCUCCCGCAGGUGGAUAUUCACAGCGUGUACCCCAUCACGUUUGUAUGUUGCCACUUCAAUAUAGUAACUGAGACCUUCUUGAAAUUUGCCUUGCGAGUUCUGCUGGGGGAGAUGGCGAAGGGGGAGCCUCGACAGGAAGGUGCCAAUGGUGCUAAUCGGGUUGGUCAGGCUAAUGGCAAUAGCGGUGCUGGUGGGAGGCACCACUUCGAGGAAGGGUCAAAUGGGGAAAGCGGCUGCCGGGUAGACCCCCCCACUGGAAGACACGCAGCAGAUAUUCACCACCUGCACAGUAACGAUCAACAGGACACAGUCAACAAAGUCGCCAAGUGCGCGUGGUCCCUACUUCUAAGUAGCGCCUUCCUGGAGAGCUCCAUAACCACCUUUGCCAAAAUGUGCAUCUUGCUAAGGAGAACAUUUGCCAGCAAAUUGCAUUGGAGGGAGGAGGACUACAACAUGAUGAGCCAAAUGUUGGUGUGUCUAAAUAUGUAUUACAAAAAAAACAAAAACCUUUUUCAAUCAAAGAAGGGACAGCUUCGCAGCCCCACCUCCUUUUAUAUACCCUACUGUGUAGUUAAAGAAACGGUGAGAAGGAACAAAAUGUCUUUCCAACAGAAAUUACACAUGUCCAGCUUUCAGUACAAACUAUGUGAAUAUUUGAAGAGGAAAAAAAUUAUGUACAAGUCAGAACAUUUCUUGAAGCGCGGUUUCGUCGUCGAUAUUUUGGUCCUGAAAAAAGGGGAGCCACAUCUCGUGCUGGAGGUGGACGGGAUUUACCAUUACAACAUGUCAACUGAUGAGAGGAACUACGAGGUUGAACAUAACGGAAUGCGCUUGUCCAAAAAUGGAAGGACAGCGUUCCGCAACAACGUGCUGCGAUUACUGUACGACUUGGAGUUUGUGUGCGUCCCCUGGUUUUUCUUUCUGCAGCCCAGGUCGUUCCAGCGCCUGGAGGGGUUGCUGUCUGGGAGGUCAUCGGGUUUGGCGCCGUGUGACCGGGGAGAUAGCGGAACGCGCUGA